Molecule: messenger RNA, 695 nt
Organism: Caenorhabditis auriculariae
Lineage: Eukaryota; Metazoa; Nematoda; Chromadorea; Rhabditida; Rhabditidae
Source: the annotation of a GenBank genome assembly
AUGCUUCCUUUCGCAAGCCGUUUCAGGUCGGACGCUCUCAAAGGGACCGCUGUGCAACCGUUACGCGUCGAUACAUUCUCCCUGCGGACAAAGUCUUUUACCGUCUGACUAUUGAUUAAAUUGCUCGAAUUCCAGAGGAGGCAAACAAAGUCAGGCUCGAAAAUUCCAGAAAAAAAAAACCAAAAUUCUCACUUCAUUUUGAAUUUACAAUUUUGAAUUUAUCUUCAUUCAGUCCCCAAAAAAUUUUUCUUAUUCCAUCUUCCCGUCAUUUUCUCAGAAGUUUAGGUCAUCAAAUGAAAAGAAGGAGAUUUUUUUUCGACAACAAGGACGUACACACGUAAUCAUUGCCGUCAUUUGAACUUCUAAUUACAUAUUCUCAAUGUGAAAAACAACCGGCAAUUUCCCGAAACAUCAAUCAUUUUGCAGACGCCGAUGAGUCUGAAGUCAAAACGGGCGGUCACUUCAAAACAAAUCAGCAAGUUUUUGAGCAGAUUAUUCUCUGUCAGGAAGUAGGAACAUGAGAAAAAAACAUUUUUUUUCAGGUCGCACAUGAAAAAACCGUAACGAUUUCUUCUAGGCUCACCCGACUCAAAACGACUUACGCGUGGGACUAUCGAAAAGUAGAAGAGCAAGUUUCCAGACCCCAAGCCGGCCGUAGACUCGAUUUCCACCGCAACGCGACCGCGACACGUUGA